Molecule: messenger RNA, 5010 nt
Organism: Leopardus geoffroyi (Geoffroy's cat)
Lineage: Eukaryota; Metazoa; Chordata; Mammalia; Carnivora; Felidae
Gene: CARD14
Product: caspase recruitment domain family member 14
Exons: 21
Coding region: 1894-4071 (725 amino acids)
Biological process (GO): regulation of apoptotic process
Molecular function (GO): protein binding
Source: RefSeq, a predicted model, not a curated record
UGCUGCUGCCGCUCUCGCGCGUUUGAGCUGCCGCGGGAACUCGCGAGGGGCGGGGCGGCGGGGCCCCGCCCACCCCUUAUAAAUAGGGCCGAAGCGUGGAGGAGCCGGGGCUGGUUGGAAUGUGGGGCUGGUGUACCCUGCGCCUUAGCCGCCGGGACCGGGGACCCUGCGCGCGGGUGGGUGGGCGUGGGGACCCCCGCCAGCGGCAGCCGCCGAGCCAGGGCCCCCGGCCGCACCCUGGUUCCACUAAGGUCCCGGCCGGAGCGGAGGGCGCCCGCUCGCCGCGGGAAAACAGCGCUGCCGCUCAGUGUCCCUGGCCCCCGAUGCAAAGAGUUUACUUUUGGAAAGCCUCGCUGCCGCCUCCGAUUAGGUAGCCGGGUUUUAAGCCUCUAAGGAAGACUCCCUGCGCCGGUCGAGUGUGUGAGGGCACGACCCCCGGGCUGCGCUGCACCUGCGGCUCCCGGGCCCCGCGUGCGCCACCGCGCCUGCCCCGCAGGAAGGGAACCCCGGAGGGCUCGGCUUUUGUCGCCCUGUACCCGAGAGCCAGCCCUGCGUGUGACCCUUAAACUUGCCUGAGUGCCUCCAGCGCCAGGCUCGCUCACUCGCUCGCCCCUGGACCGGCGUCAUCUCCCGACCUGGCUUCAUUCUGUGUGCUUUUAAUUUUGUGAGGCUUACACUCCCUUUCUCUUUGUUGGCUUGGCUCGCAUCACUGGGCAUGUGUUUAACCCACCACCUCUUUCCUAGGGUGCUGGAACGCUCUCCUGUUGUGAAGGUUAAUUUAGAUGUUAAGUGGAUAAUCGUUUCUUCCACGAAACCAGACACACGUAAAGCGCAAUGUGUUGCGGUAUAGGAGUGGCCCUCUCUUACUGUGCUCCCGAACCCGCCGGCUGGAGCCUUGACCACACCCUGCCAGCGUCCGGCAUUUGGGCGGCGAAGGUACAGGUGCAUAGGAGCAUCUCUGUGGAGCAGGCGCUGGUCCAGGAGCUGGAUUGGGUGGCGGACAGGACGGACAGCACUGCUGGGCAGAGCUCGUGUUCCAUAGGAGGGCAAGCCCGACGAAACAUGCAGACCAAUAAGGGGGGUGCAUUGGGAUGCCUGAGACAUCCCCACAACUGACCAUGAGAACCAGAGAAAAACCCAGGACUUAUCCUGAGGGAUUGACGAUGCGCUGGGCUGACUGCUCACAGAGAGAAGAUUCCCAGCACCCCAAGACCCCAAGAUUCUGCAUCACCCUCUCAGUCACUGCCUUCUGUGGAUUCUGGGGUUCUUACGAAAGCAAGCGUCCUCCCUGCUGUGAGAUCUGCAGAGACCCAGGGCAAGGCGCAGGCUCUGUGGGCAGGGCCGGGACAGACGGAAGGACCUGUCAGGCCUGCUCGUCGGCUGUUCAGCCCGUCGUGGGUCAGCCUGCCUUUGCUUCUCCCGGACAAGGAAGGCGAGGGCAUGGAGUCUGUGCCCGAAAGAGCAGGUGAAAGGAGGGGAAGGAAGGUUUCUACACCCAGCUGCCUGCUGCUGGUGUCUUUGGUGCCUGAACUUUGAGUUUUGGAGCAAGUCACGUGGCUCGAGAGCAGGCAGGCCAACUUGGUGCUGGCUUGGGGGGCUACUGCGCCCAGCCCCGUCCUGCCCCGCAGCCCGCAGAGAAGGGAGCCGGCGGCCGGCACCGCACCUGGCCACGGAGGGGACACCGGAUCCCAGCGCACCGUGAGGAGUGCCCGUGGGAAGGAGCUGGAGGGUCCCUUGACCUCUUCGAGAGGCAUUCGAGCCCCGCCGGCCCAGCUGGUCAUUCCAAGGAAAAGGGCCAAAUCGCAGGAAUUCAGGGGUCUGAGAGGACGUCACCACAGCGCUGAGUGCAACGGAGGACAGAUGGAAAUGACCUACAUUCCCUAGCUCGCGGUCAUGGCGACCCUUCACCGCACAGACUCGACGCUCACAGCCCUGGAUGAGGAGACGCUGUGGGACAUGAUGGAGAGCCACCGCCACAAGAUUGUGAGCAGCAUCUGCCCCAGCCGCCUCACACCCUACCUGUGCCAGGCGAAGGUGCUGGGCCAGCUGGACGAGGAGGAGGUGCUCCACAGCCCCAGGUUCACCAACACGGUCAUGAGAGUCGGGCACUUCCUGGAUUGGCUGGGGACUCGAGGGAAGGAUGGAGCCGUUGCCUUCCUGGAGAGCCUCAAGUUCCACAACCCUGACGUGUACACCCUGGUCACCGGGCUGCAGCCCAAAGGGGACUUCAGCAACUUCAGUGGGCUCAUGGACACGUCCAAGCUGACCGAGUGCCUGGCCGGGGCCAUCAGCAGCCUGCAGGAGGAGCUGGGCCAGGAGAAGGGGCACAAGGAGGCCCUGCGGCGGCGCUGUCGGCAGCUGCAGGAGCGCCUGGGCGGGGCGGAGGCCCGCGUGCGGAGCCUGGGCCAGCUGGAGACCGACCAUGACCGCGUGAAGCGCGAGGAGCUGAAGCUGAAGGACGAGAUGCUCAGCCUGUCGUUGCACCACAGCAACGCGCUGCAGGAGAAGGAGCUGGCGGUCACCCGGUGCCGCGGCCUGCAGGGGGAGCUGUACCUGCUGAAGCAAGAGCUAGAACGCGAGAAGAUGUCUUCUUCCCACGAGCGGGACUGUGGACAGCGUUCCCCGCAGAUGGCCGACGGCCUGGGGCCCGGGGACAAGGAGCUGACCCGCCUGAAGGAGGAGAACGAGAAGCUCCGGUCACUGACGUUCAGCCUGGCGGAGAAGGACAUCCUGGAACAGAACCUGGACGAGGCCCCGGAGGGCACACAGACGCUGGUGGAGCGUAUCCACUCCCUGAGGCAGCGGGCCGUGGCCGCCGAGAGGCAGCGGAAGCAGUACUGGGAGGAGAAGGAGCAGACCUUGCUGCGGUUGCAGAGGACUAAGGUCAACUGUGACAUCUACAAGGAGAAGAUUAGCGCCCUGCAGGGCCAGUUGCUGCAGCGGGAACGAGACCAGGCCUACUCCGCCAGAGACGCGGCCCGGAUGGAGGUUUCUCAGAGCCUGACAGAGAAGGACGCCCUCCGCAGGAAAGUGUUUGAACUGACAGACCAGGUCUGGGAGCUGCACCAUCAGCUUUACCAGCCACAGGCCGAGUCCCUGCGAGGGCCUGAGCAGGAAGCCGGAGCCCGGGAGCCGUGUCCAAAGGGGAAGCGGCGGCUCAUGCGCAUGUUGGCCAUCUGUCCGCGGGAUGACAGUGACCACAGCUUCACCGAGUCUCAGCUCUGCUCUGACCUGAGCGCCGCAUCCAGCCGUGAGCUGGUGGACAGCUUCCGGUCCAGCAGCCCUAUGCCUCCCAGUCAGCAGUCCCUGUACAAGCGGGCCGCAGAGGACUUCUGGGACGACCCCUGGUCUUUCAGCAGCUUCCCAGAAACCCUGCAGGUGGACCGGGGACCCUCCCUGGGGGCUAAGGCAGGUGCUGCAGACCUGGAUUAUGAGAUUGUAGACCCGGCAGAACUUGCCAACUGUGACAGCCUGCAGCCAUCCUCCAGGGGCCUCUCCGUCUCAGCCAGCAGCGUCCCAGUGCGGAGGAGGCCGGCCCGCAAGAUCCUGAGCCAGGUCACCGUGCUGGCCUUCCAGGGGGACGAGCUGCUGGAGCAGAUAAGUGUCAUUGGCGGCAACCUCACAGGCAUCUUCAUUCACCGGGUCACCCCAGGCUCCGCGGCGGACGAGAUGGCCUUGCGCCCGGGCACCCAGAUCAUGAUGGUGGAUUACGAGGCAACGGGGCCCUCGUUCAAGGCCACCCUGGAGGACACGACCCUGGAGCAGGCCGUCGGACUUCUCCGGAGGGUGAACGGCUUCUGCUGCCUGUCUGCGAAGGUCAACGUGGAGGGUUAUAAGAAGUUGGUCCAGGACCUGGAGGCCAAAGUGGCUACCUCGGGGGACUCCUUCUACAUCCGGGUCAACCUGGCCCUGGAGGCGAGGGCGGUGGGGGAGCUGCAGGUGCAAUGCAACGACAUCCUGCAUGUCACCGACACCAUGUUCCGGGGCCGCGGCUGCUGGCACGCCCAUCGCGUGGGCCCCUAUAGCACGAAGGGCACCGAGAGGGGCAGCAUCCCCAACUAUGCACGGUGAGCAUCUGUCCUACACCCCAACACCUCCCCGGGUUGGGCCAGGGCACUGCCGGGGUCGCCUGGCCUGGCUUCUCGUGGACGAACCCCCCUGCCAGCGAGGAAGAGUGGUCUCCCCAGGCUUCCCUCCACUGCCCAGGAGCAGAGGGUAGGCGUGAUGAGAUGUGCCCCCAAGUGGAUGGAACCCCCAAUGUGCCACCUCAAUUUUAUUGCCUACAUGAGGUUUCUUUGUGGGAAGGGAUGGCCUUCAUGCUAGAGCAUUCUGGAGCACUGAGGACCAGCGUGACACUGGGGCUGGCUCACUCUGUCACGGGGAGCUGUCCUGGGCACAGCAGGAUGUCAGUGGUCCUUCUGCCCCCUAGUUGUGACAAUGAAAAAUGUCUUCUCCAGACAUGGCCCAGUGUCUCCUGGUAUGUCUGGGACUUGUUGGUUUGAGCACAGAAGUCCCGCGUCCUGGGACAGCUGGACAGGGGGUGGCCUCCCUGGGAGCAUCGACACGCCCGCGGAGAACCGUGUUCUGGACCGAGCGUGGUCCACGAAGCGCGGGCGUCGGCCGUACCUGGCUGUCGAGGUUCUGGAACGUGGCCCAGACCCAGGCUCACACCGAGUCACCUGGGCUCCGACUCACAACAGUUCAAGUGGCAGCUGCAGGGGCGGGCCGGGGCUUUGCACUUUUUCGAAAGCCCCAGCGGACCAUAGUGGCCACCAGAGUGGAGAGCGGCUGCCUGGGGCCACAGGGGUGCUCUGGGGUGCUGGGCAGGGGCCCCUUCUCGUCAAGCCCUCCUUGCCACUGGGUCAGGGCUGUGCUCUUCUGCACAGGGCUCAGCAGCUGCUCAUUGCUCUGAUCCAGCGGAGCACCAUCGCCCGCGAGCAGUCUUCCGGGGGAGCCCAGAAGCUGGUCCGCAUCGUCAGCGUGGACAGAACCAAGGCCAGCCCUGUGUGC